Xiphias gladius (swordfish) is the source of this 4465-nucleotide messenger RNA. RefSeq names its product toll-like receptor 13. The transcript is spliced from 4 exons. NCBI's taxonomy places the organism in Eukaryota, Metazoa, Chordata, Actinopteri, Istiophoriformes, Xiphiidae. The record is from RefSeq and is a predicted model, not a curated record. Bases 296 to 3151 code for a protein of 951 amino acids. Gene Ontology annotation, biological process: inflammatory response; immune response; toll-like receptor signaling pathway. Gene Ontology annotation, molecular function: transmembrane signaling receptor activity; protein binding. Gene Ontology annotation, cellular component: membrane.
AAGAUGAACAUUUUUUCUCAUGCACACUUGGAUGUUAUGUCGACAGAGACACUGUUUUCACUCUUUUGAAUUGACAGAAACUUUUUAUUUGAACAAAGGAAGAUAAUUGAAGUACAAGAUUCCGCGGAUUCGAGAUCAGUAAUUAAAUAGCUUUGUGUGACACACAUUACUUUCUGCAGUUUAUAAACCAACUGGAGUAAACACGGAGAAACUGCAAUUUCUUACUGGUUGGACUUCACUUGUUCUUUUGUAACGGAGAUUUUAAAAUAGGUCCUGGAGUGAAGGGGAUGAAACAAUGGCAACAGGAGAAAGAAAACUUUUUCAUUUCGUAAUUUAUAUCCACUUGCUGAAUAUCAGCAGUUUUGUUGUUCCAGUCACAGGAUUUGCACUGAAGACUUGCCGAAUCAGUUACGAUGUUGCCAUAUGUAGCAAUAGUAAACUCAGAACUGUUCCUCAAGAUAUUCCCUCAACAGUGAUAGGUUUUGACUUGUCUAAAAACAACAUAUCAAGAGUAAAAGUAUCAGAUUUCACAAAUCUACCAGUUUUGACAAAGUUAGACCUAAAACUCAACAGAAUUUCGCAGAUAGAUAACGGUGCCUUUGCCAAUCUGAUUUCCCUCAAGAAGUUAAAUCUAAAUAAUAACAAACUUGUUGAACUUGGAGAGGAUCUGUUUCAUGGUCUGAGCAACCUCACCGAGCUCAGAAUUAAUAGUAAUCACAUCAAAGCUGUGGCAUCCACCUCUUUUAAGCCCAUGACAAGCUUAAAGUUUUUGGACAUUUCUCGCAACAAACUGCAGCACAUAACAGAAGUUCAUUUAAUAUUACAGCACCUGCCACAUCUAAAAGAGCUGUCUGUUAAAAACAAUAACUUAACCACUUUUCACUCAUGGGAUCUGACAAACAACUCGCUAGAACUUAAAUCCCUUGAUUUGUCUCAGAAUCCAAUCGCAAUUUUUAGUAUUACUGCAGACGUUUUUCCAAAUCUCACCUGGCUUGAAAUCGGCAACUCUUCUAGAAAGCAACAGAUGAUAUGGGAUGUGCGGAACAAGACUUUCUUUAGUCGAGUGUCUAUUCUUGAUAUUAGUGGGCUUCAAAUGGCUUUUGAUGACAUGAAAACAUUACUAGAGACCGUGAACUCCUCACUGACAACUCUCAGGAUGAAUUCAAUUAAUCAUAACCUCACAGCGCUAAUAAACAUUUCCUGCACCAUCCCAACAAUGUCCACACUGCAGCUCCGCAAUAAGGAACUGAAGUCCGUCAGUUCACAUAUGUUGAAGUUGUGCAUUAAUGUAACAGAGUUGGAUUUAGCAGAGAGUCAAAUAAACAACAUCCAUGUCAACGCCUUCAGAUCUGUUCAAAGUUUAAGAAUCUUGAAUCUGAGGAACAACAUGCUUUCAUCUGUUCCAGCUGCCACAAGGAAUCUACCAAGUCUUGUAGAGUUGAAUCUCAGCUCUAAUAAAAUCAGCAAACUUGGAUGUGAUGAUUUCACCAAUCAGACAAUGCUUAGAGAGCUCAGCCUUGGUGGGAAUGAAAUCUCAGCUCUAAAAGAAUGUGUUUUCAAGGAUUUAAUACGAUUGCAAGUUUUAAAGCUACAGACCAACCACAUAUCCAGGUUAAACGGUGCUUUCCAAAAAUACUUGCCAAAUCUUAGACAACUACUUUUGAAUGGAAAUUCUCUCACUGCCCUUAAAAACGAGCAAUUCAGGGGCUUACAGUCCCUCCAGAACUUGUCAUUACAUGAAAAUCAAAUAAGUGAACUUGAAAAUGGAAGUUUCAUUGGUCUAACGAAUCUUACCGAGAUUCUGCUGCAGAUUAAUAAAAUUACAGCAGAGGAAAUAAACAAGGGUGUUUUCAAUGAUCUUAUAAAUUUAAAAAGACUGGAUUUUAGGGAAAAUCGCAUUAAAUAUGAAACCAGUUCAGCUUUGCUUCAUGCACCAUUUUCUCAGCUGUCCCGUCUAGAGAUAUUGGCUAUUCCCUCACAACACCGCAGGGAGAAGUCUCACUUGCCUCGCAACUUCCUGCAAGGUUUGACAAAUCUCUUGGUUUUCAAUACCAGGAACAUUCAACUUUUAUCUUUGCAUGAAGACAUGUUUACGUACACGCCUCAGCUGCAAACACUUGACAUUAGCUCAAAUGAGCUUAUGGAUCUCUCUCCAGGUUUGUUUUCCUCAAUUCCAAACCUUAAAAGUCUUUACGUAUCUAGAACAAGUCUUCGGUCUCUAGAUUUUCUCCUACAUGCCAACCUAGCCAAACUGGAGUUCUUGCAGGCGAGAAAGAAUCAAUAUUCAGUUAUCAGUGAAGAAAUAAUAAAGUCCGUACCAGCUCUCGUUUAUGUGGAUCUUCAAGGGAACAGUUUCACCUGUGACUGCGAUAAUGCCCGGUUCCUCCAGUGGGUAAAGAACAACAACCAAACGCAAAUUUUUGAUGCGUAUAACUUUAAGUGCAACUAUCCUGCCAGCUUUGAAGGCAAGAAACUGUUGGAACUGGACGUCCGCCUCUGCUCAGUAGAUAUUGAAUUCAUCUGCUUUAUCUCCACCACAUGCACAGUCCUCCUGUUUAUGGUGGUGUCCUUCACCUACCAUUUCCUGAGGUGGCACCUGGCCUAUGCCUACUACCUCUUCUUGGCUAUGCUCUUUGACACAAAGCAUAAAAACAAGCAAGCUCCUAAUCAGUAUGACGCCUUCAUCUCCUACAACACCCAUGAUGAGCCCUGGGUCAUCCGAGAGUUGCUGCCCAAACUGGAGGGAGAACAGGGCUGGAGAGUGUGUCUGCACCAUCGUGACUUUGAGCCUGGUAAACCCAUCGUGGACAACAUCACAGAUGCCAUUUAUGGAAGCAGGAAGACCAUCUGUGUGAUCAGUCGCAGGUACCUUGAGAGUGAGUGGUGCUCCAGAGAGAUCCAGGUGGCCAGCUUCCGUCUGUUCGAUGAGCAGAAGGACGUGCUGAUCCUGGUCUUUCUGGAGGAGAUUCCCACCUCUCAGCUGUCUCCUUACUACGGCAUAAGGAGACUGCUGAAGAAGCAGACCUACCUGAGUUGGCCUCGAGCCGGAGAGCACACCCAACUGUUCUGGGAGAAACUCCGCCAGGCUCUGAAGACCAGAGAACAUCUUGGCGAGGACAGUCUCCUCCGCUCUGCGGUGGAGAGACCAUGAAGAAAUGAAAUACAUUCCUCACUGUAUCAGGUUUUUUGUUGUUUUGGUUUUUUUUUAAAUUCGUUUUAAAAUAAAAAUGCCAUAAGUUUAUCUAAAGGAGGCUGCCAUUACUUUUUAUUACCAAAUACUGAACAUUAUGGAACAUUUGAUUUUGAGUGUCUGGCCUGUGCUCUGUCUAGACACUUUUAGAUCAGCUGCACUUACUAAUCAUCUGUAAUGGAAAAUCAGGAGCCACAAGUUGAAAAGUUUCCAUACAACCAAAGUGGAAUUUUUUUCAGACAUCCAUGGUUCCCCAGCGCCAUGGCCGAACUUUUAUUUUCUCGAGUACUUUGGUUUAUGACCAAAUACCUGCAAAAGUAAUGGCAUUCCCAUCGCCUGUACUUUGUGGUUAGUGCUAAUUAGCAAAUAUUAAAAUGCUGACAUGCUAUAUCAAGAUGUUGAACAUGGUAAACAUUAAUUUUUUAUGCGUGGUUGAAAUGGAAAUGGAAAUGUUAAUGAUGUUAGAUGUAACGAUAAAAGCAAGUUGCGACAAAGUGCAAUGAAACAGACCAAGUGAACGUACAUGAAGCACGUGACUUAAACGUCCACCGAAGCUUCUGCUCCACUGAAGAGACUAAAAGCUUCAGAGCUGUGUGGAGCGAUGAGGAGACUGUAACCUUCCUCAAGUUAAUACACGGAGCGAACAGAAAUGCCACAUUUUCAUCAUGUUUUCUAAAUUGUUUUUCACCAGUUGAGGGCCUGACUGCUGCUCUUUUAAAUACAUCCUCUCAUUGUACCCUCUUCUUCUACAAUGGUUUAAUGGCACUCAACUGGGGAAUUUGCCCCACCAGCCGUUCAUCUCAAUGAACCACUUCCUAAUAUUGGAUGGAAAUGUGCAUUAAUUUUCAUUGCAUUUUGCUGAUUUUCUCAAAAUUUGGUGAAAAUUUCCACUUCUUUUGGAUGGAAACCGGGCUCCUGCCUUCUUUAGUUCUAACCUUUUUCCUCGAUAAUUUAAUCAUUGAUUAUUUCAAAGUCUUUCUUUCAUUUUUGGCGUUGUAAUCCAAAUUCUAAUGCUGACUAAUCACUGUAAAGUAAGAUGAAUGUAAAGUAUGUGAUUGACCAGCAGGAGUUUCCCCUGUGGCAUAAUACAGUGUGCAACUUUAUGACAAAAUCUUGUUUAUUCUUCUAAUUUUUGUAUUAUUUGUGCCAUAUAGAUGAAAUUAAAAGCAUUUAUUUCAAGUAUUUUUUAAAUGUAGUAAUUUAAAAGGUUGCAUUGAAGGUAUCAAAGGACCCGUGCGGACACUGUGAAUGUAAAGAAAUCCAUACUGACGUACA